Molecule: messenger RNA, 1025 nt
Organism: Hippocampus comes (tiger tail seahorse)
Lineage: Eukaryota; Metazoa; Chordata; Actinopteri; Syngnathiformes; Syngnathidae
Gene: diabloa
Product: diablo, IAP-binding mitochondrial protein a
Exons: 6
Coding region: 16-738 (240 amino acids)
Biological process (GO): intrinsic apoptotic signaling pathway in response to oxidative stress; neuron apoptotic process
Cellular component (GO): mitochondrion
Source: RefSeq, a predicted model, not a curated record
GGGAGGGCAUGGGGCAUGUUUCCUGGACGGACCAACAUGGCCGCGCUCGGGCGGGGGUCAGCUUUCCUCUGUUUGCUCCGGAGCAAUGUUCAGGUGCUGCGCAGGCGCGGCAAACCGGCGGGCUGCGCCUUGGCAAAAUGGAGGAGCGUGGCAACGUCGGUGGCGGCGCUGGGCGGCGGGCUGUGCGCCGUUCCCUUCGCUCAAGCGCCGAGCCUCACUCACGAGUCUCUGAUCAGGCGAGCGGCCUCGCUGGUGACGGACAGUUCCGCCACGUUCCUCUCGCAGACCACUUUAGCCCUCAUAGAUGCCAUCACGGAGUAUUCAAAGGCUGUGCACACGCUGCUCGAGCUCCAAAAACGUUACCUGGCCUCGCUGGGGCGUCUGAGCCAAACGGAGGAGGAGUCCAUCUGGCAGGUGAUGCUCGGCCAGCGCGCGGAGGUCAGCGACAGACAGGAGGAAUGCGAGCGUUUCGAGGCGUUGUGGAUCAGCGCCCUCCGCUUGGGCGAAACGGCAGCGGAAGCGGCGUAUGCUUCAGGGGCCGAGCAAGCGUCCGUCGCCAUGCGGAGCAACAUCGAGGUGGCCCGCUCCCAGGCGGAGGAGGCUCGCAAAUUCUCCCGCGACGCCGACAAGAAGCUGGCUGAGGCCAAAGCCCUGGAGAUCCGAGCCGGCGCCCAGCGCGCCGCCGCUCUGGAGAAGAGCGAGGAAGACGUGCCUGAAGCUUACCUCCGAGAGGACUGAGGAGGCCGCCGCUGCCACAAGUUGGAAGCAGGGAAUGGCCACUUGAGGUGACUGAGGCCCAAGUGGCAAAACCAGUGCGUGUCGCUGCAAAUCGGGGUUGCCUUGGUGGAGGUCUCUAGUGGAAAUUGACGAGGCUCUUCUUCAGCCCACGUUGUGGAGAUUGGGCGAGUUCUUUCUGUUGUGACAUUGGCCGGAGGUUUGCGAUAUUGCAAGUCGGUCUUGGACGUCGACUCUGCUGUGAGCUGUUUUUUUUGCACAACGUUGAAUAAAAGCGUCACGGAAUCUGA